This is a messenger RNA of Exophiala oligosperma, 327 nucleotides long. RefSeq lists its product as uncharacterized. Gene Ontology annotation, molecular function: structural constituent of ribosome. The transcript has 3 exons. The record is from RefSeq and is a predicted model, not a curated record. The coding region runs from base 1 to 327 and encodes 108 amino acids. Gene Ontology annotation, cellular component: mitochondrial large ribosomal subunit. NCBI's taxonomy places the organism in Eukaryota, Fungi, Ascomycota, Eurotiomycetes, Chaetothyriales, Herpotrichiellaceae.
AUGUUCAAACCUACAUCCCCCUUAUCGGGAGGUCUUCUAUGGAAAAUCCCAUGGCGACUAUCCUCGAUGCAAAAAGCACGACAACGAAAACGACUGAAGCUGGUCGACAAGGUCGUCGAUACGGUCAGCAUGGCUCUGCAAAACAAUGGCGGUAUGACGGCAAAGGCCGUGGACAGAUGGUAUCAAGAGAUGCCCCGAGAAGAGGAGAUGCUUCCCAAGGACAAGUACACAAUCUUUGAUCGAAAAGAGAAGAGAUAUCGAAAGGGAAUUCACAAACUUCCAAAGUGGACAAGAGUCAGUCAGCGACUCAACCCACCUGGCUUCUAG